CACAAAAAUGGCGGACGAAGAUGAAAUUGACGUACUUGGAGACUUUUCUUUUAAUUCCUGUUUCGCACAAAACAAUCAAGGAAUACCCUCUUGUUCAGACAGGGAGGACACAGUGCACCCUCAGUGGCUGCUCGAUUCACCGGCGACCAAUUGGUAUGAUACACAGAAUAUAGAUAAAAAUAGGCUAAAAGAAGGUCCGUCAAGGAAACUUUCUGGACAUAAUACAACAGCUAAGUACAACACAGAGCAACAUACCACAUGGACUCAGAUUGAACGAGAUUUACUAAAGACAGAAAUGAUAAAAUAUGGCAGAAAUGUAAAAAAAAUAUCAAAGACAAUAAAAACAAAGACAGAAGCAGAAAUACAAGCAUUAAUUGAAGCAGAACAUGGAAUUCAUCUUGACACAUCACAUGAUAUUGAGAAACUUGAAGAAGAUAUACCUGUUGUUCAUGAAGAAAUAGUUUCAGAGAGCCUCGUUAGCAUGAGCGAUGUCUUGAACAUAGUCUCAACCGGAGUUCCAACAAUACCUGUCACAAAAAAACCUUUCAAAAAGAAAAAUGUCAAUCGAAAUGUAAAAAAUACUCCAAUAAAACCAAAAGCAAAAAUUCAACCUAACAUUAAUACAAUUGAUUCUGCAGUAUUAUAUUUUGAAGAUGAUCUUGUCGUUGGUUCUACUGAAUCUGUAGACUCUGAGUCAGAUGUAACGCAGCCAAUAACAAAGAAAACCUUUAAGCAACAAAAAGAAAAAGUUACAGCUAUGAAAAAGAUUGGCAAUCAUAGAAGAAAAGUAUCGAGGAAUUAUGAUAAGGGAAGAAUUAGGAAUAAGAGUAAUGAUAAUUUAAAAUCCCCUCAAGGUAGACAAAGAAAGGAUUCCAGCCUUUCAAAUGAUAGUGUGAAAAGUCCUCAGAUGCAAAUAGUUCUCGGCUCAGGACAAGCUUUACCCGUCUCUGAGGGAGAGGAAGUUAUAAAAAUUGUAAAGAAGGAUACAGAGUGUGAAAGUGACAUAGAAGUGGACAUUGAUAGUGACAAAGAGAGUUCACCAGUUAAAUUAGAAGUGAAGAAACAAGAGAAAGAGCUUGAUGGUCCAAUAGCAGUUCCAUUGAGGAAAUUUGAACCAAUGCCCAAAAGGAACCGAAAGAUUAAUUUGGACGGAGGCGGUGGAUAUACAAUCAUGCACACGGACUCCGGCGAUCUUUACGAAAUAGGCCAGGAGCCGCGCAAGGAACGACAACAAAAGAAGCCCGUUAUAAAUCUUAUUCCAUGCCGAUUUUACAAUGCAGAGAAACCGGCGCCGUGCGAGGUGGCGCUGCACGUGUCGGCGCUGCUGCACAUGGACGCGCACGCGCACUCGUCGCGCGCCGAGGUGAUGGGGCUGCUGGGCGGGCGCUGGGCGGCGCCGCGCCUGCGCCUGCGCCUGUACCGCCGCGUGCGCGCCGUGGCCGCGCCCACGCACUGCGACAUGGAGCCCGUGUCGCAGGCGCGCGCGGCGGACUGGCUGCGCGCGCGCGGCGCCGCCGUGUGCGCGUGGCACCACUCGCACCCGCGCUUCCCCGCCGCGCCGUCCGCGCAGGACCUGCGCUCGCAGCACGCGCUGCAGGCCGCGCUGCGCUGGCCGCUGCCCUUCCUGGCGCUCGUCACGUCGCAGCACUGGCCGCCCGGCCGCCGCGCCUCCACGCUCCGAUGUUUUCGGGUCGAGGAGUACGACGAGGCGACGGACUUGCCGGUCGGCUACCAGCUGAGCGUGAAGAUCGUGCCCGACCUGACGGCGGCCUCGCUGCCGGAGUUCCUUCGGGAGUUGCGUGACCUGUUGUGCAACUUUAGUGAUCGCAACCACCUCAGUGUCGAUAUGGUGAAGGAUAUCUGUCCGCAAGCCGGUCUGACAUACUUGGAGAAGUGUAUAUCCAGUGUUCGUCAUCACAUGCACUCGGCUGGAUAUGAAGAUGACGACCCGCUAAUAGAACAAUUGAUACAAGGAAUACGAGACAUAUUUAGAUAGAUCACUAUUUAAAGAAGUAGAUAGAGAAAUUACGCGAAAUAAAGAGUUUACGCUGUAACCCGGAAGUGCUAUGAGUGGUGCGAGAAAUCAGCUGAGAUACAGUGUUAUACGAGUAAGUUAUGAAAGGACAUAAACUCUGUAUAAAUUAAAAUUAACCACUCUAUGUAUAAUUUUAAUAUAGUUUUGCCUAUUGUUUAUGUUAAGAAAAUAAUAUGUCGCUGAUAAAACUAAUAUUGUAUAUUUCUAGUGCUCAUAAUAAGUACCUGUUUAAGUUAUUAAGUAAAACGUUGAAAUAUUUUUCUGUCCUGUAAUCCUGCAGAGAAAACAGUAUCACGUAAAAUUACAAAAAAUAAUGGUAUACGAAUACCAUAGAAGUUUUAAAUCGAAGCAAUUUGCUUUUACAAUUAUAAAUAAUCUGGUAUUGGUAUUUUAAAUGAAUAAAAACUCUUUCAAGCGAUCGUGAAUUGCUCACUGCGAUGCUCAUUGUCCUCAUCAGUGAACGUUUGUUUUGCGUUCAACGUUGCGAAGUGCGAACCCAACUAAUCAAUAAGAGAAAUGGAUUGAUACUUUAUAAAAUUUUCAAUGUAGACCGAUGGUAUUCAAGUUAAUUGCUUUAAAAUAUAAUUUAAGUUAUAAGUAAAUAGUAUAUUUUAUUUAAAUCAUUUAUUAUUUAUUUUCCGUAAAAUAACUGUUCAAUUAAAGAUUUUUCAAAAUG
Messenger RNA from Vanessa atalanta (red admiral), 2711 nucleotides. RefSeq lists its product as uncharacterized. Gene Ontology annotation, molecular function: metallopeptidase activity; polyubiquitin modification-dependent protein binding. The coding region runs from base 8 to 1996 and encodes 662 amino acids. Gene Ontology annotation, cellular component: BRCA1-A complex; BRISC complex. The transcript has 9 exons. Gene Ontology annotation, biological process: double-strand break repair. NCBI's taxonomy places the organism in Eukaryota, Metazoa, Arthropoda, Insecta, Lepidoptera, Nymphalidae. The record is from RefSeq and is a predicted model, not a curated record.